This is a messenger RNA of Knipowitschia caucasica, 1980 nucleotides long. The record is from the annotation of a GenBank genome assembly. NCBI's taxonomy places the organism in Eukaryota, Metazoa, Chordata, Actinopteri, Gobiiformes, Gobiidae.
AUGGUGGGCAGACCGACACAGGCCGGGGGUAUCGUCCUGUCUAUCCUCCUCAUCCUCAGCACGGACAGCUGUAAGGCGCAGAAAGGUGAUGGCUGUGGGCGGAGUUUGCUCGGCCCGACCAGUGGGACACUGUCCUCUCUGGGUUACCCCAGGACAUACCCCAACAACAGUGUGUGUGAGUGGGAGAUCACAGUCCCUCGUGGGAACAGGAUCCACUUUCGAUUUGCUGAUCUGGACAUAGAAGACGGUGAUUGUCAGGUCAACUACCUCCGCCUUUACAAUGGGAUUGGUCCUGACAGAAGUGAGAUGGUGAAGUUGUGUGGUAUGGGGCUGACGCUGCAGGAGCUCAUAGAGUCCAGCGAUCACCAGGUCACAGUCCAGUUCAUGAGUGGGAUGCACCACAGAGGACGAGGCUUCUACCUGUCUUUCUCCCUAACCGACCACACUGAUUUAAUCACCUGUUUGGAAAAGGGGGCUGACUUCCCGGAGGCUGAGUUCAGUAAAUACUGUCCGGCAGGCUGCCUAACGUCUAAAGAGGAGAUUUCUGGAACCAUGCCAACUGGAUAUAGAGAAUCCUCCCCCCUGUGCGUAGCAGCCAUUCAUGCUGGCGUCGUGUCCAACGCUUUGGGAGGAAAGAUCAAUGUUGUCAGCAGCAAGGGCAUCCCUCACUAUGAGGGCACACUGGCCAACAAUGUCACUUCCACUGGAGGAACGUUAUCAAACAGCCUUUUCACCUUCAGGACAAGUGGCUGCAUAGGAACUUUAGGUUUGGAGUCCGGGGGAGUAGCAGACAGCCAACUCACGGCCUCUUCCGUUUGGGAGUGGCACGGCCUGUGGGCACCUUCCGGUGGACGACUGAAAAAGAAAGGACUGCCCUGGGCCCCUUCACAUAGUGACCUGCAGCAGUAUCUACAGAUCGACCUCAAAAGGAAGAAGAUCAUUACAGGCAUAAUCACCACAGGUUCCACCAUGAGGGAGUACCAAUACUACGUAUCAGCAUACCGCAUUCUGUAUAAUUAUAAUGGCCACUGGCAGAGCUACAAAGAAACCAACGCUACAAAGGACAAGGUUUUUCAAGGUAAUAUCAAUUAUCUGCAUGAGGUGAGGAACAACUUUGUUCCUCCAAUUGAGGCCAGAUUUCUGAGGAUAAAUCCCUUAUUGUGGCACCAAAGAAUUGCGCUUAGGUUGGAGUUGUUUGGCUGCCAAAUUCAAACAGUGACUGCAGGACCAAGAAUGAUGUCUCCUUUUAAUCCAACCCCACGUUCAAAAGUUCCCCCACGACUCGGGCCGACUACAGCCACGCCAGACAUACGGAACACCACCGUGCCUCCUCACUCAGAAAAUGGUAUGGCUCUGAUUGCAGUUUUAGUUCCAGUUCUGGCCAUGAUCCUCACUGGUCUUAUUUUGACCAUAGUCUGUGCUUGUCACUGCAAAAACAGAAAACAAAACACUGAUGGCACAUAUGAUCUCCCUCACUGGGACCGCACAGAUUGGUGGAAAAGCAUGAAGCAGCUGCUGCCGUCAAAAAUGUUGGACUCUGAUGAGACCGUUCGAUAUAGCAGCAGUGAGGUGGGCCGUCUCACGGGGAGGGGAGCUGUCCCCAUUCUACAUGCAGAACCAGCAGAAUAUGCUCAGCCUCUGGUCAGCGGUGUAACAAUGUUGGGUCCACGCUCCACAUUUAAACCAGACGAAGGGCUUGAACCAGGGUACUCUGAUCCAGACCUGUACGAUGCUCCCAUGUCUCAUCCCUAUGCAGAGCCCCUGCCCGCCUCCGGGGCGGAGUAUGCUACUCCUAUAGUAGUCGAUAUGAGCCAGCCCCCAGCCGUCUGCAGCUUCAUGGGACCCUCCACCAUCCUCACGAAGCCUGAAACGGGCAAGUUGAGGUCGCCAUAUGAUACGCCCAAAAAUGUCACUGGACAGGUCACACCCACAGAGGACCUCACCUACCAGGUACCUCAAAACAGCGCUCAGAAGAGCUGA